Molecule: messenger RNA, 1534 nt
Organism: Pelagomonas calceolata
Lineage: Eukaryota; Pelagophyceae; Pelagomonadales; Pelagomonadaceae
Source: the annotation of a GenBank genome assembly
GAGCCGCACCGCCGGCUGCCCCUGCAAAGAUGGCUGCUGUCCGGCGCGGCCUCCUGCUGCUCAUGGGGUGGCUCGCCAGCGCCGCUGCUACGCAAGGGGUCCCCCUGGAAAUCGUCGAGUCGGCGCUGGUCUUCGACAGCACAGCAACCAUGUCUUUGAAUGACGACAGCGACGCCAAGCAGUGCCUGCGCUGGGCAGUGAGGGCGUCGCUCCGCGCCACCUACAGUGAAGCGUUUCUCUCACUGCCGGAGGCGACGUCCUACGUCUACGAUAUCGGGGAAACGGACACCAAGGUGAGCUUCUCGGUCAAUUUGCCCGGCAUCAACGCGGAAUCCGUCCGGGACGACCUCAAGAGCGCCGUCGUCGAGCCGUCGACGGGCCCGUCGCUACUCAUGGCGAACCUGGAGAACUGCUCUCUACCGGACGGAACCUGGACCUCCUGGCCGUACGACGAUAUCGACGCGGACGCGACGAGUCACGUCCUGCAGACCGAGACGUACCGCCGCGCUAGCUUCGCCGACGUGGGCGCCGUGGUCUCGAGCGCGGUCGUGCUCGGCGGCUUGCGGGCCCACAACUUCAAUGCGGACGAAGUCGCCAUCACGCAGUUCGGAAUCGUUAUAGCGGGUGCGUUGCAGGCGGCGACGGUCCAGAUCGACAAUAUCGUGGCCGAGGAAUAUAAGCCGCCCAGCAUUCAGGACGACGACGACCCGCCCGUCCCCGUCUUGGAAGACGACUACGACGAGGGCCUGACGACGACCAUCCGCUUCGACGUGGCCAUCCACUACUGGCCCGUCGGCGCGACCGUCUUGGAGACGCCCGAGGCGAUCGCCCAAGCGCUAAAAACGGCUAUUUCGGACGGCAGCCUCCAGUCCAACCUGGACUUCUACGCCGGCCCGCAAUUCUGCGCGAGCUGCGUGUUGCGUGACGCGACCGUCAACGUCGAGUUGUCUUAUGUAAAGAUCGACGAGCUCACGAUGGACGAGCCGCACGCGGUCGCCGCGCCCUGCACCGCGAACUGCGGCGGCGGCGGCGGCGGCGACGACGACGACGGACUGGACGAGGGCGAGGCCGCGGCCGUGGCGAUCUUCGUCAUCCUCGCGGUCGUCGGCGUCGCCGGCCUGAUCUUCUGGCUCUACCGCAGCAACAAGCUCCGAGAGUGCUGUCCCUCCGAGGAAGUCGAGGCCAGCGCCGGUGAGCUCGAGCUCGACAAGGUCUCCUCCUCCGCGCCCACACCCGAGCCGCAGACGGAGAUGGUUUAGUCGCGGGCUUGUGGGAUUUUCCAAGCCCACAUACAUCCUUGUAAAAUGUUGUCCGACGCCAAGUCAUCUACUCGUACUGUAUGGGGACUUUUUAUUGGUCAUACUCACAGUCUGCUGGUGGCGCGGCGGGCGAUUUCUUGCGGAGCAGAGAAGCGAACCUUGCCGUGCUUAUCAUGAGGCUGGAAUAUUCAGUGACAAACCAGACCCGCACGGCCUGGCACGUGAUUGAGCUGCGACCAGUGGACCCGACCCAGAAGGAGGAGGUCCGGCCGGCG